This is a messenger RNA of Acanthosepion pharaonis, 786 nucleotides long. NCBI's taxonomy places the organism in Eukaryota, Metazoa, Mollusca, Cephalopoda, Sepiida, Sepiidae. The record is from the annotation of a GenBank genome assembly.
AUGGAGGGAAUCGACUCAGCCCCACUCUAUCUAUCUAUCUAUCUAUCUAUCUAUCUAUCUAUCUAUCUAUCUAUCUAUCUAUCUAUCAGACUCCUUGCCACUAAAUUAUUAGUGCCUCACAGAUCUCUCUUUCAAUUUCUUUCUUUCUUUCUUUCUUUCUUUCUUUCUUUCUCUCUCUCUCUCUCUCUCUCUCUCUCUCUCUCUGUACGAAUGACAAUUUUACUUUCUUUCACAGUCUCUCUAUUUUUCUCUCUCUUUCUAUUUAGCACGUCUCUCUUUUUCUCUCCCCUUUCUCUCCCUUUUCUUUGCUCUCUCUUCCAGUUUUUUACUUUCUCUUUUUUUCGCUGUGUCAAUGACUAUUUUAUUAUCCUUCAAAGUAUCUUACUUUUUCUAUCUCUCCCUUCUCUGCCUAAUUGUCUUUCUUUAUCUCUCUCACUUUUAAUUUCUGUCCCUUUAUUUCUUUUCAUGACUAUCUUUCACUCUUUCUCUUUCUCCCUAUAUUUCUCUGUCUCUUUUUUCUCUCAUCUUAUUUCUUUCUUUCUUUCUUCCUCCUCUCUCGUUUUUUUCCUUUUUAUCACUUUUUUAUCUUUGUCUUCCGAUUUGUGUCAAUGCCGUCUUUACUUUCAAACUACCUGUCACUUUCUCUCUAAUUUGCUCUCUCUUUUUUCUCACUCUCUUUCAAAUUAUUUCUCGCUGACCAUUUCUUUUUGUCCAAUUUUUCUUCUUCAUUUUCCUUCGUUUUUCUUUUUUUAUUUCCAUCUAUUAUUUUCCCUUUUACCGAUUUAA